Molecule: messenger RNA, 2107 nt
Organism: Cyprinus carpio (common carp)
Lineage: Eukaryota; Metazoa; Chordata; Actinopteri; Cypriniformes; Cyprinidae
Product: ring finger protein 114
Biological process (GO): ubiquitin-dependent protein catabolic process; protein polyubiquitination
Molecular function (GO): ubiquitin protein ligase activity
Source: RefSeq, a predicted model, not a curated record
AGAACCGGUUCAAAUCCGUCAUUCGCUCGUGAAUCGGAUACCACUUCCACAUCGCACUCAUAACUCUUCAUUAAAAGACUACACGCACACACUAGCUGAGUCGUUGCUCCUCCCAUCCCAGCAGUGAAUCUCGCCGGAGUUCAAGAACACGGAACAAGCGCAGCAGAGCAGACAUGGCUAUGCUCACAACAGAGCCUGAUGUGAUCGAUGCAGAAUAUGAGGACUACCUCUGCCCCGUGUGUCUGGAGAUAUUCAUCUCUCCGAUGACCACAGACUGCGGACACACAUUCUGUGAAAGCUGUCUUAAGGAGUGCUUGCGGCCUCAGAAACCUGUGUGUGCGGUCUGCAGGUCUGAUCUGCACAAGUGGAAAAAAGCAGAUAAUUUACAAGAUGAGAUGAAAAGAGCAAUUGGAAAGUGCAAAGGCUGUAAAAAUGAGGUUCUUUUGUCUGACAUGAGAAGCCACACAGGGGCUUGCUCUAAAUAUCAAGACUUUAUCAAGGAAGGAAUGAAGGCCAUUUCAAAGAACCAGCCUUCAAUUGUCAGUUCAGUGCCGAACCGGUAUACGUUCACCUGUCCCUACUGUAACAAACAGAACUUUGACCAGGACGGUCUGGUGGAGCACUGCACCUCGAAGCAUGCACACGACCCGCGUCCAGUGGUGUGUCCGAUAUGUGCCUCAAUGCCCUGGGGUGACCCUAAUUACAGGAGCGCUGACUUCUUUCAGCACCUCAGAAUAAGACAUGCGUUUUCCUAUGACACUUUUGUGGAUUAUGCUACAGAUGAGCAAGCCAUGAUCCAGGAAGCUCUACAGCGCUCUAUCUUGGAAAACUGAUGUGAGGGACCCCCAGCUGAACUGAACCAAAAAUCAAUGCUUAUGCUUAAAAGAUGAACAGACUACAUUGGGAUUCAGGGCUAGUCUGAUAUAUUGUUCUGCCUAAUGUUGGUCAUGCCAAAGUUCCUAUUGGUUUAAUUUUGGUGUUUUCAUAUAUUCAUAUAUGAAAUAUUUCCAUAUACAUUCAUAGCUGUAAAAAUACAUAUUCUGCCCAUCUAUAAUUAAUUCAAAUGAUAUGACAGAUUUGUGUUUAUAUAGUAUAGUUUGUGAAACAGCUGCUUGUCAGAUGCUUCUAGUGGAGAAAAUAUUGAUAUUGAAUCAUUAGGUCAUUUAGAUCUUGAGAGUGAUAUCUGAUUCAGAGGCAAUUUAGGGGAAGCAAAGGAAUAAGCUUUUUCUCUCGGUGUGUUUUUGUAUUAUUUUGUUCUUUUAAGAAGCCUAGAGGUGUGUUUCUCAUUGAGAUUAGUGUUGUGCUAUGCGCUGAAAUGAGUUUGUCCAAACCAGUAGGGGGCAGUAUUGUAUCAUUAGUCCAGCAUAUUGUUUAUCAUCUCUGUACUCUCUGACCUAAGCAGUGCUCACUAAGUGUAGUGCAGCUACUGGCAAGUCCAUGACUUAUCAAGAGGUAUCUGCCCUUAAUGGGAUAGUUCACCUAAAAAUGAAAAUCCUGUCGUUAUUUACGUACAAUCAAGUUGUUCCAAACCUGUAUGAAUUUCUAUACCAUGUGGAACACAGAAAAAUAUAUGCACGUUGUUGUUUUGGACCACACUGACUUUCAAUAUAUAGAUAAUAACAGUUCAGAAUAUCUUCUUCUGGUGUUUCACGUGACAAAAGAAUCAUUCAGGUUCAGAAAAACACAAGGGUGAGGAGAUGAUUUUAUUUUGGUUGAGCUACUCCUUUAAGCUCCAAAUGCGUUUAUGUAACUCAGUAGAGGUGUUUGCACUCUUCUUUUAUUUUUAUUUUUUUUGUUAAUAGCGUAUACAGCAGUCAAACUGUACAUGGCAGUUUUAUGAUAUGGUAAUGUUAGACCGUUUAAUUGGCAUUAGUUUGAAAUCCUGCAAUCUAUUGAACAAAAGUGUAAUGUUGUGUUCCAUAAAGUCAAACUUGUGUUGCAUGCUGUCUGACACAGACUUCACCACUGUGAAGAGAAAUCAUAUCCUGUGCCCAUUUCAUUCAUGCACUGUUAUUAUUAUUAGUGCUUCAUAGGCCUGUGUGUUCCUUGGGUGAAUUGGUUGUGUAUAGUUAAUAAACCUUUUCUCAAAAGCCUGUUUCAAAUGAAA